AGUGAACAGGUGAGCAUGAGAGCUUCAGUCGCUUGCUCGUGGAUGGCGUGGAACCAGUCCAUCACAGUUUGAUGUUUUUUAUUUUAUUUUAUUUUUUAUAAUGAUGAAUGUGUCUACUUCCGUGGAGUGUUGGACAGUUUUCAGCUCACUCGCUUUUGUUUUUUUCUGAAGUCAACUAAUUCAUCAUCUGUUUUUUAGCAUUUGAGCCCGCUGUCUGUUUUAUUUAAAAUGGCUUUUGCAAAAUUUAGCAAGAUCCUCCGUCUUCCUACAAUUGACGUGAAGAAGAAAACCAAACAAUAUGAGCACGUUCAUCGGGAUGUUAAUCCUAACGACAUUUGGGAAAUUAUCGGGGAACUGGGCGACGGCGCUUUCGGCAAAGUUUAUAAGGCCCAGAAUAAAGAAACCGGUGCACUAGCUGCAGCCAAAGUCAUCGAAACCAAAAGUGAAGAGGAGCUGGAGGACUACAUGGUGGAGAUCGACAUCUUAGCGUCCUGCAACCAUCAGUACAUCGUCAAACUGCUCGAUGCCUUCUUCUACGACAACAAGCUGUCGAUAAUGAUCGAGUUUUGCCCCGGAGGUGCUGUAGAUGCCACCAUGUUAGAGCUGGACAGGGGUCUUGAAGAGCCUCAGAUCCGGGUGGUCUGUAAGCAAAUGCUGGAGGCUCUUCAAUAUCUCCACAGCAUGAAGAUCAUCCACAGAGACCUGAAGGCUGGAAACAUCCUCCUCACGCUGGACGGAGACAUCAAGCUAGCGGACUUUGGAGUUUCAGCAAAAAACACAAAAACUCUUCAAAGACGAGACUCUUUUAUCGGGACUCCAUAUUGGAUGGCUCCAGAGGUGGUGAUGUGCGAGACCAUGAAGGACGCUCCAUACGACUACAAAGCCGACAUCUGGUCACUGGGCAUCACGCUGAUCGAGCUGGCUCAGAUAGAGCCGCCUCACCACGAGCUGAACCCCAUGAGGGUCCUGCUAAAAAUCGCCAAGUCUGAGCCUCCCACCCUGCAGCAGCCUGCCAAGUGGUCAAUGGAAUUUAACGAUUUCCUGAAAAAAGCUUUGGACAGAAACCCUGAGACGAGGCCGACGACUGCUCAGCUUCUAGACCAUCCUUUCGUCAGUUCGGUGAAGACCAACCGUCCGCUGAGAGAGCUGGUGGCCGAGGCCAAAGCCGAGGUGAUGGAGGAGAUCGAGGACAAUCAUGAAGAAGGAGAAGACGAGGACCCUGCUGACCUCUCAUCUGUACGGGCCCCCAUCAAAGACCCAUCAGAAACCAGUGAGACCAGUUUAUACGGGGACCAUCGCCACAAUGAAGCUCCAAUGGAGUUUGAGGAGGAGCCCAGGACCUCUGUGUCCACCGAAACUCCUUUGAAAGAGCAGGAGGACGAUCUCAGCGACAGGUUUCCAGAGGAGGAUCACGACAAACCUGAGAGCGAGGCGUCAGGCAAGACCUCCAGCUCUGACUCCGGCAUUGAGGAUGGAAAAAGUACGCCCACCUCCGAGGAGGACGCCAAGGCAGUCGAGAGCACCGAACCAGAGCUUCCCUUGCUGAGAACAGCAGAACCUUCAGAGUCAUCCGAAUCUUCCUUGGUGGCACCAGAGAAACCGGAAGAACCGGAGAAGGAAGAUGCUCACAGUGCAAGGGAAAUGCCUAUCCAGCAACCGCACGCCAUGCUGAACCGAACCGAGUCCAAGGAGCCGAGCAAUCGCAUGUCUGAAAUGAGCGACAUGUCCUCUUUGGCUGGCGAGGAUGUGGAAAGUUUGCUGCCUCAUGCCAAUGGCAGGUUAUCAAAACGAUACUCUGAUGUGACGAGUGAGAACAUGGACAUCAGCCUGAACCUGUCCGGGGAUAUGUCCGUCAACAAAGACUUGGGCACCAUCUCUUUACGGGACUCCAAGAAGACGCUGAAACGCACGCGUAAGUUCUUGGUGGAUGGUGUGGAGCUGAGCGUCACCACCUCCAAAAUCAUCACUGAUGACGAGAAGAAAGACGAGGAGAUGAGGUUCCUCAGGCGUCAGGAGCUUCGAGAUCUGCGUCUGCUGCAGAAAGAGCAGCAUCGCGCUCAGGCUUUGCUCAAUCUGAAGCUGAAAGAGCAGCGGGAGCAGAUGCAGCGCAGAUUCGACCAGGAGAUGAAUGCCAAGAAGAAAUACUACGACACCGAGCUGGAGACGCUGGAGAAACAGCAGAAGCAGAGCAUCGAGAGAAUGGAGAUGGAGCACACGGUUCGACUGCGAGACGAGGGCAAACGCAUCCGCGCCGAGCAAGACAAAGCCUUCAACAAGUUCCUGGACCAGAUGAAGCACCGCAAGAAAGAGGUCAAACAAGAAGUGGAGAAAAUGCCCAGGAGUCAGAGGAAAGACAGUAUGAAGAUCAAAAUGAACAACUUCCAGCAGAUGAAAUCAGACGAGGAAGAGAAGUUCCUGGCAGACCAGAGGGAUUUUCUGGACUCGACUCUGAAGAGCAUCAUUGCUCAAAACAAGCGGGAAAUCUCCGAGACGGAGCGCCAGUGUCUCAUCAAGAAACAGAAUCUGCUCCGAGAGCGAGAGGCCACUGUGUGGGACCUGGAAGAGAAGAGCUUGCACGAGAGACACCAGCUCCUCAAACAGCAGCUGAAGGACCAGUACUUCCUGCAGAGACACCAGCUCCUCAAGAAACACGAGAAGGAGCAGGAGCAGAUGCAGUGCUACAACCAGCGUAUGAUCGAGCUCCACAAGGCCCGACAGCAGCAGGAGAAGAACAGGCUGCCCAAGAUCCAGCGCAGCGAGGCUAAAACACGCAUGGCUAUGUUCAAGAAGAGCCUGAGGAUCCACUCCAGCGGAAGCUCUGCAGAAGACCGCGAGAAGACCAAGCAGUUCUCCAGGCUGGAGGAGAAGAGGCAGAAGGCCGAGCGCUUGCACCAGCAGCAGAAACACGAGAACCAGAUGAGGGAGAGGAUCAGCGAGUGCGAGGGAAACGCCAGAGAGCUGCAGCAGCUGCAGAAUGAGAAGUGUCACCUGCUGAUAGAAAACGAGACGCAGCGUCUGAAGGCUGUGGAUGAGCAGCACAACCAGCAGCUGAAGGAAUGGAGGGAGCACCUCAAGCCCAGGAAGAAGGUUCUGGAGGAGGAACUGAACCUGAGGAAGAAAGAGCAGGAGCUUUUCUUCAAGAUGAGUGAUGAUUCCCAGUGUCAGAGCGUCGGCUCACCAAACAAAGUCACGAGGUUCCUGCCGUACAUCGACUCGUCCACCACAUGAGCUCCUGCUUGUCAUUUAGGGUCGCCACACUUUUCUGGAGGCGUAGGCGGAUUUGUCUGCAAGUGCACAGGAACAAAGCAGCAGCGCAGCACAGUCACCUGAAACAGCAUUCAGAUCCGCUUUAUUCGUUUAAUAGCAUGAGAUGAAAGUGCAUAGAUGCAUUCAUUUAAAUGAGGGCAUUGAACUGCAUGACUAGGACAGCUCUGACAGACUCGCUUGCCUUAGUUUAUUUAAACGUUUUAAAAGUUAGUUUAAUUGUAUUGCCAAAUAUAUUGUACAAACCUUGCAUGUUCUUAUGUUUUUAUUUUUUCUAUGAUCAGUUAAUAUAUGCAUAAAUAUAUAUAUAAAGUUGCAACUUAUCCCUUUUCUUUUAUAACCAGUUUCCUUGUACAAAUAUUUAGAUGCUGAAAAAAGGAACUUAUGAAAAAGUGUACAUUUUAAUUGGUACAUUGUCAUUUUACCGAGUGUUUUUGUUGUUUUAUGUAUUAGACAGCAACUAAUUUGCCACUUUUAUUAUUCUGCAGUGUUUAUUGUCUGCCACUGGCACAUUUACUGUAAAUGCAUCACACUGGACGAGACGAGAGCAACUCCAGAAAUGUGUUUAUGCAUGUUUUCUCUAGUUUAUUAUUGAUAAUUUUUUAUAUGUUGCUGUCUGAUACUGUCACCUAACCAAAGUGCAAUAUGUUGUUGUGCUCCGAUUUUAAACGCGUGUUAUUUUACAUCAGCUUCCAGUCUUUAGCCAUUUGAAGGAUUUAUAUUUUCAAAAGCGAUACCUGAAGCCUGAAGGUAUGAGGAUUUACGUCUUUUUUUUUUAAUGUCUGUGGAGCACAGUGUUGAUCGUUCCUUUCUGAGUCUGUAACUCUGAGUAACCAAAGCUUCAGUGUGGAUGAUGAGAAACUGUUUAGAGUAUCUAUAAUAAAUGAGAUGUUUAUCUUUUA
Messenger RNA from Sinocyclocheilus anshuiensis, 4166 nucleotides. Its product is annotated as serine/threonine-protein kinase 10-like. Lineage: Eukaryota; Metazoa; Chordata; Actinopteri; Cypriniformes; Cyprinidae. Gene Ontology annotation, molecular function: protein serine/threonine kinase activity; protein binding; ATP binding. The transcript is spliced from 20 exons. Gene Ontology annotation, biological process: protein phosphorylation. Bases 229 to 3228 code for a protein of 999 amino acids. The record is from RefSeq and is a predicted model, not a curated record.